GGGAUAUGUAGUGCUUGACUUCCGCAGUGCACGCUGCGCCAGCAGUACAUUUUUUCCUGGUUUGGGGGCAAGGUCUCAUGGGAAAGGUCAUGUCUCUCGAGGAAAGGUUAUAAACCCUUUGAUAUGAAGGUUGGGCGAGAAACAGAGCCUGUUGCGUUCCGUGUUGGGACCGGGAAUAACCCUGACUUCUGAGCCUUCAUAACCCCAGGAUACUCCAGAAAAUUUGCGGCGCGCUGAGGGAAAACCUUGCUGAAGCUGUAUAUUGGAAUGGGUUUACAGUCAUCGUAAUGGAAGCAAAAUACAUGAAGGAAAAACAGUUCUUUGUAUCCCUGCUUAUUGCACCUGACGACUAGUUGCAGAUGAUUUUGUUUACCUAAGAAAACUUGUGAUGUAAAUGAAAAAAACACCUGUUUUCCUAGACUCAUUGGUUACAGAUAUGCUUCGUCUAAGAGCUAUUUGUCCAUUCUCCUGGAGAGUAUUUCAAUUUCGACCCAUCAGUUGUGAACCACUAAUUAUUCAGAUGAAUAAGUGUACAGAUGAGGAGCAAAUAUUUGAUUUUAUUGAAAGAAACAAAGCCAUACUUUCAGAAAAGCAAGUGGGAUGUGCGUUUGAUAUGCUUUGGAAGCUUCAAAAGCAGAAGACCAGCCUGUUGAAAAAUGUUGAGGAUGUCAGAGACCAUCCUCAAUUUCUUACUCUUCAUAAUUUAGCUACAAAUAAAUUCAAAUUAAUGAAUGACGAUACCCUGGUGAAUGUGUUACACAUCACACAACGGUUUGAUAUUAAACUGCUCUCAGAAUUUUCCUCUUGCCUAGCAGAUCAGCGUUUGUAUUUUAGUCCAUUAAUGGGAAAAAUAGCUGAUAUUGUUCAUAGGAACUUGGAAACCACACAAGACUUAAGUUCCUUGUCUGUCUUGAUGGUCAACAUAUCUUCUUUAAUAUCACGACAUUUUCAACAACAACUGGUGAACAAAACAGAACUUCUUUUUGACACCAUAGAUUCUUCUGAGGUCAACGUUGCAACAAGAAUAACACGGUUUCUUCGAAAUAUUAAAUAUUGUUAUCAACCAUUAUUAGAAAAGUGUAAUAACGUAUUUUUAAGUAAUGUGGACCAACUUGAUUUGGAUUCCAUCAGUAAAAUACUUAGGCUAUACAAGCUUCUACAGUUUAAUAGUUUUGAAUUUAUUAUGAUGGCUAAAAAGAAGCUAACUGAAAUGAUUCCUCUGUGUAAUCAUCCUGCUAGCUUUGUAAAAUUGUUUGUGACAUUGGGACCCAUUGCAGGACCCGAAGAAAAGAAACAACUUAAAUCAACUUUGUUAUUGAUGUCAGAGGACCUAACUGGUGAGCAAGCCCUGGCAGUGUUGAGCGCAAUGGAAGAUAUGGAAAGCAGAAAUUCACAUCUGAUUAAAAGAGUUACUUCAGUUCUGCAUAAACAUUUGGAUAGCUAUAAACCAUUAGAGUUGUUGAAGAUAACUCAAGCACUGACUUUUCUGCGUUUCCAAAGGAAGGAGUUUUCUGCAAAACUUAGAGAAUUACUGCUUAGUCAUUUGAAAAUUAGUUUCAUACCAACUGAGGUGUCCUUUCUGGUGUGUGCUAUUUCCCUGCUCCCUUCUCCUCACUUGGACGAAGUGGGGAUAUCCCGAAUUGAAGCCGUUUUACCACAGUGUGACCUAAAUAACCUGAGUAGUUUUGCUACAUCUGUUUUAAGAUGGAUUCAGUAUGAUCACAUGUAUUUGGAUAGUAUUACUGGGAAACAACUGAAACUACUUCAAAAAUUAGAUCACUAUGGUCGUCAGAGACUACAACACAGCAACAAUUUGGAUCUGUUAUGGGAGGAACUUAAAUCUGUCAGAGGAAACACGUUUCCUGAGUCACUUCUUGAAGAAACGAUUGCUACUUUACAGCAUUUCGUGGAUGAAAUUAAUUACAUAAAUGUUGUGGAGAUUGCAUCUUUUAUUUCUAAUACUGAUUACCUCAGUACUUUGCUACUUGAUAGGAUAGCCUCAGUGGCUGUUCAGCAGAUUGAAAAGAUCCAUCCUUUUACAAUCCUUGCUAUUAUUCUUCCAUUCAGCACUUUGAACUAUGAUCCACCUCAAAGGGAUGAAUUUUUUGGAACUUGCGUGCAACAUCUUAAUUCUUAUUUAGGUAUAUUGGAUCCUCUUAUGUUAGUGUAUCUUGGUUUCUCUUUGGCCACACUUCAAUAUUUUCCAGAAGAUCUGCUAAAGUCAAUUUUUAACAUCGAAUUCUUAUCUAGAUUGGAUUCUCAACUUGAAAUUUUAUCUUCAUCUCUAAGUGCAAGAGUCCAGUUUCAUCUUAUGGAGUUAAAUAGAUCAAUCUGCUUGGAAUGCCCUGAGUUUCAGAUUCCAUGGUUUCAUGAUCGCUUCUGUCAACAAUAUAAUAAAGGUAUUGGCGUCAUGAAUGGAGCACAACAGCAGAUUUAUAAAAUGUUAGCAGAGGUACUAGGAGGAAUCAAUUGUGUAAAAGCCUCGGUUCUUACGCCUUAUUACCACACAGUAGAUUUUGAGUGUAUCUUGGAUAAAAGAAAAAAACCUCUUCCAUAUGGAAGCCAUAAUACAGCAUUGGGACAGCUACCAGAAAUGCCCUGGGAACCAAAUACUGAAAUAGUUGGAUCAAGGCUGCCACCAGGGGCUGAAAGGAUUGCUUUGGAAUUUUUGGAUUCAAAAUCAUUUUGUAGAAAUAUCCCUCACAUGAAAGGAAAAUUUGCUAUGAAAAAACGACAUUUGGAAAUUCUGGGGUAUCGUGUAAUUCAGAUUUCUCAGUUCGAAUGGAACUCUAUGGCACUGUCAACAAAGGAUGCUCGAAUGGACUACCUGAGAGAACGUAUAUUUGGAGAAGUCAAGUCAUGACUGUAGUUUUUAUUUAAAAUGAAUGUUACCAUUUGUCACAUCUGGACUUAUUUUAAUUAAGUGGCCUGUCUCAAU
Molecule: messenger RNA, 2938 nt
Organism: Mandrillus leucophaeus (drill)
Lineage: Eukaryota; Metazoa; Chordata; Mammalia; Primates; Cercopithecidae
Gene: FASTKD1
Product: FAST kinase domains 1
Exons: 14
Coding region: 395-2863 (822 amino acids)
Biological process (GO): mitochondrial RNA processing; regulation of mitochondrial mRNA stability
Cellular component (GO): mitochondrial matrix; ribonucleoprotein granule
Molecular function (GO): RNA binding
Source: RefSeq, a predicted model, not a curated record